UUACCCCAUCAUCAAACUUUGUGAGAAGACAACGUAUUAACAAACACAGGCACUUGUUGAUUACGGUGCGGGAGUUAGGUAAUAAAGAAGUAGUUAAUCUGUAAAUUCUGUUUUCUGUCUAAAUCCAUCUGUGAUUGUAUUGUAAACGCCAGUGUAUGUAGAGAGUCAAAAACUAGCAGGGCAGGAUAUCUGGUCAACUAUUCAGGCAUGAGGGUGUGCAUCAUUGGAGCGGGGGUCAUCGGCCUCUCCACCGCUCAGAGCAUCUACCAGCACUUCCACCACAGGAUCACCCCCCUCACCAUAGAGGUGUAUGCUGACGUCUUCACUCCACUCACCACCAGCGACGGGGCAGCCGGGCUCUGGCAGCCGUAUCUCUACGACAAGGGAAACGUGCAAGAAACUCAAUGGAACAAAGAGACGUUUGACUAUCUGCUAAGCUGGCUCAGCUCUCCAGAUUCAGUGAAAAUGGGAAUCUUCCUUCAGUCUGGCUACAAUCUGUGCUCUAAAACGGCACCAGAUCCCUCAUUUAAAGAUGCUGUCUUGGGUUUUCGCCAGUUGACUAAACGUGAACUAGAUAUGUUCCCAGGAUACAGUUUUGGGUGGUUCAACACCACUCUCAUUAUUGAAGGAAAGACAUACCUGCCUUGGCUUAUGGACUGGUUAAAACAAAGAAAUGUCAAGUUUCAUCAGAGAAAGAUUGGUUCAUUUAAAGAGUUGGCAGAUAUUGGUGCAGACGUUAUCGUCAACUGCUCCGGUGUCCGAUCAGGAGACCUCCAGCCUGAUGCUGAGCUCCAGCCAGCCAGAGGACAGAUCAUUAAGGUAGAUGCUCCGUGGAUAAAACAUUGGAUCUCCACACAUAAUUUCUCAUCUAGAGGCAAUUCCUCUUACAUAAUACCUGGGAGCCGUUUAGUCACUGUGGGUGGGGUUUUCCAAGUAGGAAACUGGAAUCUGCAGAACAGUUCUGUUGACCAUAAACGAAUCUGGGAAGAGGCCUGCAAGCUUGAGCCCAGUCUACAGCAUGCGCGGAUAGUAGAGGUCUGGACUGGUCUCAGACCCGCGCGCAGCAAAGUUAGACUGGAGAGAGAGACCAUACGAUCUGGACCAGCCUCGUUUGAGGUCAUUCAUAACUACGGACAUGGGGGUUUCGGACUGACCAUCCAUCGUGGAUGUGCUGAGGAAGCUUCUCGUCUCUUUGGACAGAUCCUGGAGCAGAAAGGCCUGCUAGCACACUCUAAGUCACGUCUCUAGUAUAUCUGGGCGUCUGGACAAUGUUCUCCUUAAUGCCAUAACCACUGUCAUACUGAUUCCAAAAGAAACUCAUAGAUUCCAUGAGUUUAAGAAUGUAGCCUGAAGUACAGAGAUCUAAAUGUACAUGUAUUUAUUUUUUAUCAUACUUACUAAUAGAAUAUAACAGAAUCAUAACAGAGCUGAAUUGUUAACUCAUUUUACUCAGCUAAUGUACAAUAAAGAAUUAAAUGC
Molecule: messenger RNA, 1479 nt
Organism: Puntigrus tetrazona (Sumatra barb)
Lineage: Eukaryota; Metazoa; Chordata; Actinopteri; Cypriniformes; Cyprinidae
Gene: dao.3
Product: D-amino-acid oxidase, tandem duplicate 3
Exons: 11
Coding region: 208-1248 (346 amino acids)
Molecular function (GO): D-amino-acid oxidase activity; FAD binding
Source: RefSeq, a predicted model, not a curated record